Molecule: messenger RNA, 8027 nt
Organism: Mugil cephalus (flathead mullet)
Lineage: Eukaryota; Metazoa; Chordata; Actinopteri; Mugiliformes; Mugilidae
Product: receptor-type tyrosine-protein phosphatase S-like
Exons: 37
Coding region: 467-6379 (1970 amino acids)
Biological process (GO): protein dephosphorylation
Molecular function (GO): protein binding; protein tyrosine phosphatase activity
Source: RefSeq, a predicted model, not a curated record
GACAGGAGAGAGGAGAGGAACUGAGAGAAGAAGGAGGAGGAGGAGGGCACUGAGGAAGAAGAAGGCAGGGAGUAUCGAUGAUAUCAAGCAGCAGUAUCUGAGGGCCGCCCGACUAGAAAUGCUCUCCCGACAAAAGGGCUGAGGUGCCGCCGUGACCCGCUGCGCUCCCGAGAGGUCGGUCGACCGACGGCACAGGACCGUGGGUGGAGAGGGAGGGGAGGGGACGCCGGCGAUGUGUGCAUGCAUCCUCCACAAAGGCAGACCCUUCUCUGAGUGGAGCUCCGCUGCCACUGGAUUACAUUUACCCCAGCCUGCUGUUUCCGAGGAAGCUUCCCGCUGCAAAUCCACCCACAUGAAUCUACCAGACGGAAAGGAAGACGGAGCACUUUCUGCCAAGAGUGCCUACCUCUGUUGAGUGAAGCCCUACCUGUAUCUCCGUCAUCUCCAACCAACCCACGGCGGCGCGAUGCCUCUGCCAAAAACGGGCCGAGUUCAGGCCCAGCCCAGGAGGCCUGUGAUGGGGCUCUGCCUGAGCCCAUCUCCCCUGUGUCUGCUGCUGCCUUUGAUCAUCCUGCUAACCAGACCCCUGAGCAGCAUCGGCGGACCACUAGCUCCCCCAAAGUUCACCAAGAUUCCCACAGACCAGAUCGGAGUGUCCGGGGGCGUGGCGUCGUUUGUUUGUCAGGCCACGGGCAAUCCCAAGCCUGUCGUCUACUGGAACAAGAAGGGCAAGAAGGUCAACUCCCAGCGUAUCGAGGUGACCGUAGAAUUUGAUGAGGGUGCGGGUGCUGUGCUGAGGAUCCAACCACUCAGAGCACCCCGAGAUGAGAACAUUUACGAGUGCGUGGCUCGCAACAGCGAAGGGGAGGUGUCCGUCACCGCAAAGCUGGCCAUUAUCCGAGAGGACCUGUUGCCAUUCGGCUUCCCCAGCAUUGACAUGGGCCCCCAGCUGAAGGUGGUGGAGCGGACGAGGACGGCCACCAUGCUGUGCGCGGCCAGUGGCAUCCCGGACCCAGAGAUCUCCUGGUUCAAAGACUUCCUGCCCGUGGACACCAGCACGAGCCAGGGCCGCAUCAAACAGCUUCGAUCAGGGGCGCUUCAGAUCGAGAACAGCGAGGAAACGGACCAAGGGAAGUACGAGUGCGUGGCCACCAACUCUCAAGGCGUGCGCUACUCUUCUCCCGCAAAUCUAUACGUGAGAGAGCUUCGAGAAGGAGCGACAGACACAUUGCGCCGCGUGCCCCCUCGCUUCUCCAUCCUCCCCUCCAACCACGAGAUCAUGCCGGGAGGGAGCGUCAACAUCACCUGCGUGGCCGUGGGUUCGCCCAUGCCUUACGUCAAGUGGAUGCUGGGAAGCGAGGACCUGACCCCCGAGGACGAAAUGCCGAUCGGACGGAACGUGCUGGAGCUCAACGGCGUCCGGGAGUCCGCGAACUACACCUGCGUGGCCAUGAGUAGCCUGGGUAUCAUCGAGGCCACCGCCCAGGUCUUAGUCAAGACUCUCCCGAAGCCUCCCGGUACACCCAUCGUCACGGAGACCACCGCCACCAGCGUGACGAUCACCUGGGACUCGGGCAACCCCGACCCCGUCUCCUACUACAUCAUUCAGUACCGAGCCAAGGGGCCGGACAGCAAGUACGAGACGGUGGACAGCAUCACCACGACCCGCUACAGCAUCGGGGGGCUGUACCCCAACACCGAGUACGAGAUCAGAGUGUCGGCCUUCAACAGCAUCGGGCAGGGGCCCCCGUCCACUCGCGUGGAGGCUCGCACGGGAGAGCAGGCCCCUGCCAGCCCGCCCCGAAACGUCCAGGCGCACAUGAUUUCCGACCAGAACACCGUGUUGGUGCGCUGGGAGGAACCAGAGGAGCCGAACGGACAGGUGAAAGGCUACCGCGUGUACUACACCAUGGACCCGUCCCGGCCCAUGAAUGAGUGGCAGAUUCACAACGUCCAGGACAGCGUGAUCACCACCAUCCAGAACCUCGUGACCUCAGAGACCUACACCAUCCAGGUCCUCGCCUUCACCUCCGUAGGGGACGGACCCUUCUCGGACCCCGUCCACGUCAAAGUCCAGCGCGGAGUUCCAGGCCAACCAGGCAAGUUUAAAGUCGGUAAGGUGACAGACACCAGCAUAGAGCUGACCUGGGAACCCUCCUACACCAAAGAGAAAAUUGUCAACUAUGAGCUGCUCUACAAGCCUGUCAAGUUUGGCAGUUUGGAGAAGCUGACCUUCGGGCCGAGGAAUUCUUACAUCGUGGAGGGUCUGAAAGCGAACACAGAGUACUCCUUCUCCCUGGCCGCCAUCUCGAACAAAGGCAUCGGAGCUUUCACUAACGAACUGGUGCAGAGGACGUCGCAAGCCAAGCCCUCAGCUGCGCCGGAGGGUGUGUCCUGCGAGAGUGCCAGCUCCACCUCGCUGAGAGUAAGUUGGAGGCCUCCUCCGGUAGAGGGCCAGAACGGAGAGCUGGCAGGUUAUGAGCUGAGAUACCAGAGGGUUUCUGGGGCUGGAGGCGGAGGUCAGGGCCCGGAGGUGAAGGGCCGUCCUAUCCCGGCCCAGCAGGGGCAGACAGUGGUAGAGGGGCUGGAGAAAUGGAGCUGGUACAACAUCACCAUGGCAGCCUCCACCGCGGAGGGGACUGGACCGAGCAGCCCGACUGUUCUUUGCAGAACAGAUGAGGAUGUUCCCAGCGCUGCCCCUCGUCAGGUGGACGUCCAGUCGCUCAACUCCUCGGCACUUCGAGUCACGUGGCGCUCUGUGUUGCCGCGGUUACGCCAAGGCCAGAUCCGUGGCUACCAGGUGCACUUCAGCCACGCAGAGAGCGGCAAAUCACGCAACCUUCCCCGGAUAAAAGACCUCCUGUUGGACGAGUCUCAGAUGGAGGAGGAUGACUCGACUCAGUAUGAGCUGAUUUUGGGAGGUCUGAAAGCAGAGACUUUGUACUCUGUCUCUGUGGCAGCGUACACCACCAAAGGGGACGGAGCGCACAGCAAAGCCAAGCUGGUACAGACCCCGGGGAUUGUGCCCGGGCCCCCUUCCCUUUGGGUGCGUCCAGGAUCAGGUCCAUCAGUAGUGGUUCACUGGGCUCCUCCGCUGGACUGCUCUGAGUCAGGUCCUGAUAGCCGCGGGGCCCCAGUGGAAAUUCUGGGCUACCGCCUACAGUUUGGCCUGAAGAACACCUCCUUAAACGCCACGGUGGAUUUCACAAGUCGGGAGAAAAACUUCACUGCCAGCAACCUCUCCCAGGGCUCCUCCUACGUCUUUGUCCUCUCUGCAAAGAGCCGCGCCGGCUACGGAGACGCGGCGCAGCAGGAGAUAACAGUUCCCAUGUUCCCGCCCUUGGGCUACCCCAAAAUAUCUGACUUUGUCAACGCCACUUGUUGUUCCCUGGAGCUCUCCUGGCUUCCCCCUGCCCCAGAGGAGAGCAACGGUGUCAUAGCGGAGUACACGAUAGCUUACAAAGAGGCUGCAGGCCCCAAACUCUCCGCCGACCCAACCCCCUCCGCCUUACCAGCCCCUUCCUCUCCCCCGUGGCUGAUCACAUUGCCGGCGAGUGAGUCCAGCUACACCAUCCUGGGCCUCAAUCACAGCACGGCCUACGAGUUGCAGCUCAGAGCCCACAACAAGGCGGGGCCAGGCCCCUUCAGCCCACCUGUGGUGUGUCUCACCUUGGCCCUUGAAACAGAUGUGCCAAGGAAUUUUUCUGUCAAUCUGGCCACUAAGACCAGUGUUCUUCUGACCUGGGAGUUUCCGGAGAGCAGCAACCCCUAUCGCUUCACUGUGGAGUAUAACCGUCAGAAGAUGGAGGUGGACGCCCGCCUCCGAAAGGCGGUCAUCCCGAACCUCCAGGCCGACACCAGCUAUGACUUUAAAAUCACCGCUCCCGAGGGCAACAUGGGAGGCCUCCGGCACCGCAUCACCGCCAAGACGUCCCCGCCGAUCACCAUCCGCCGGCCUGAGAUCGACCAUACCCGUGAGACGGAAACCACCGUCACUAUAAUCUUGCCAUCGCUGGAAACUCGCACUCCCGUCAAGAAUGUUUACGUCGUUGUGGUUCCGCUGCGGAGAGCCCGCGGCGUCAUCAGACACCUCAAGAGCCCAGAUGAAAUGGACCUCGAGGAGUUGUUGAAAGACAUCAGUCAGAGGCAGAGGGAUUCUCGGCAGCAGAAGCAGGUGGACCUGCGCCGGGCUUACAUCACAGCCCGGUUCACACCUGCCACCCUUCCGGCCUUCUUCACCCUGGGGGACCAGCUGGAUUACGGCGGCUUUGAGAACAGGGCUCUGGAGGCGGGGCAGGAGUACGUCUUCUUCAUCCUGGCCGAGCUGAACUCCACAACUGGGAAGAUGUAUGUGGCCAGCCCUUACACGGACCCAGUGAUCGCUCCAGAUUCGGACCCUCAGCCGUUCGACGCAGGCGACGGUCUGAUAUGGGUGGUCGGGCCUGUCCUGGCCGUGGUCUUCAUCAUCUGCAUCGUCAUCGCUAUCCUGCUUUACAAAAACAAACCUGACAGCAAGCGCAAGGACUCCGAACCUGGAACCAAGAGCCUCCUGAGCAACGCGGAGAUGAUGGCCCAUCACCCGACAGACCCCGUGGAGAUGAGGCGCAUCAACUUCCAGACGCCCGGAAUGAUGAGCCACCCUCCCAUCCCCAUCAGCGAGCUGGCUGAGCACAUAGAGCUGCUGAAAGCCAACGACAACCUGAGACUCUCCCAGGAGUACGAGUCAAUCGACCCAAGCCAGCAGUUCACCUGGGAGCACUCGAACCUGGAGGUCAACAAGCCCAAAAACCGCUACGCUAACGUCAUAGCGUACGACCACACCAGAGUCGUCCUGGCCCCCAUAGAAGCAGGUAUCCUGGGGAGCGACUACAUCAACGCCAACUACAUUGAUGGCUACAGGAAGCAAAAUGCCUACAUCGCUACCCAGGGGCCGCUAGCGGAGACGUUCGGGGACUUCUGGAGGAUGGUGUGGGAGCAGCGGGCCGCCUCUGUCGUAAUGAUGACGCGUCUGGAAGAAAAGUCGCGGAUAAAGUGUGACCAGUACUGGCCAAGCCGUGGCACAGAGACCUAUGGGAUGGUCCAGGUUACGCUGCUGGACACAAUGGAGUUGGCCACUUUCUGUGUUCGCACCUUCUCCCUGCAUAAGAGUGGAAGCAGCGAGAGGAGAGAGGUGCGUCAGUUCCAGUUCACGGCCUGGCCUGAUCACGGUGUCCCAGAGUAUCCCACCCCCUUCCUCAACUUCCUCCGCAGGGUCAAAUCCUGCAACCCCCCUGAUGCCGGACCCAUCAUCGCUCACUGCAGCGCUGGCGUCGGUCGCACUGGCUGUUUCAUUGUCAUCGAUGCCAUGCUGGAGCGCAUUCGACACGAGCGCACCGUGGACAUCUACGGCCACGUGACCCUGAUGCGCUCGCAGAGGAACUACAUGGUGCAAACAGAGGACCAAUACAGCUUCAUCCACGAGGCCCUGCUGGAGGCCGUGGCCUGCGGGAACACCGAGGUGGCCGCCAGGAGUCUGUACUCCUAUAUGCAGAAGCUGUCCAAGGUGGAGAGCGGGGAGCACGUCACCGGCAUGGAGCUGGAGUUUAAGCGACUGGCCAACACCAAAGCCCACACGUCCCGGUUUGUCACAGCCAACCUGCCUUGCAACAAAUUCAAGAACCGACUCGUCAACAUCAUGCCGUACGAAACCACUCGCGUGUGCCUCCAGCCAAUCAGAGGCCUGGAAGGCUCCGACUACAUCAACGCCAGCUACAUAGACGGAUACAGGCAGCAGAAAGGCUACAUUGCCACCCAGGGUCCACUGGCCGAGACUACAGAGGACUUCUGGAGGAUGCUGUGGGAACACAACUCCACUAUAGUGGUCAUGCUCACCAAGCUGAGAGAAAUGGGACGGGAGAAGUGUCACCAGUACUGGCCCGCCGAGCGCUCAGCGAGGUAUCAAUACUUCGUGGUGGAUCCCAUGGCGGAGUACAACAUGCCCCAGUACAUCCUGCGGGAGUUCAAAGUUACAGAUGCUAGAGAUGGCCAGUCGCGAACAGUGCGCCAGUUCCAGUUCACCGAUUGGCCAGAGCAGGGCGUGCCCAAAUCUGGUGAGGGCUUCAUCGAUUUCAUUGGCCAAGUGCACAAAACCAAGGAGCAGUUUGGCCAGGAUGGACCAAUCAGCGUUCACUGCAGUGCUGGUGUGGGGCGGACAGGUGUCUUCAUCACUCUGAGUAUUGUCCUGGAGAGGAUGCGUUACGAAGGGGCAGUGGACAUCUUCCAAACUGUCAAAAUGCUGCGGACACAGAGACCAGCCAUGGUGCAGACUGAGGAUGAGUACCAGUUCUGCUACCAGGCUGCUCUCGAGUACCUGGGUAGCUUCGACCACUAUGCAACGUAAGAGAAGAGACAAACCGACCAUCCAUCUUUCAAAGUCCACUAACAACAAGUGACACGAGAGAAAGACGGCCAGAAAUAACGUGAACAUUGAACCUUUUUCCGGGAGCGAGAUUCGCAGACGAAUUCUACACCAACACAAACAAAAACAGCAACAAGAAAUCUCCGUCUAACAGCACCCACGCUCAUCAGCAGUCUCCCCGAGGAGCUGGUGGGCGUCGAGACUAUCCAUGUGUAAUCCAUAUACUUACCUCAGUGUUCCAGUGUGAAGGACGUAUAAUACAUGUGUGUUGUGGUCAGCUAUCUCAAAUAUGAACCAGUGAAAUACAAAUGGCUUCUGAACAGGAAUUAUGAUACUCUAUGUGUAUAAAAUACAAAACGAUUUAAAAAAAAAAAAUAAGAAACACAAAGAGCCUGGAUAUUUGCUGCACCCUAAAUGGGCUUUUUAUCCUCAACUUUGUAUCUAUUGGUUUGGUGUACUAAAAGGGGUUACAAAGUGCAACGGUGAACAUUUCUAUGUAUCUGUGAGUCUUAUUUGGAAGGUGUCUAGGUUAUGCCUCAGCAGAAGCCUGCAGUAUGGAUUCACCACCCCGAGGGCCGGUGGAGAAGCAUGUGGAUGCUCAUUUUACCUGAUGCACAGUGCCAAGAGAAACCAUACAGCGCAAACACGAACUGUGGCCUCUUAAGGAGAGGUGGCUCCUUCUGUCAUCCAGCAUAACACGAAGUCACAGAGAGAGCAGAGACCUUCACACAACCCAAAACGAGUCCUCACCGAGGCGCGGCUGGCCUCACGGGCAGCGGCCAGAGCCCACCAUAUCCUUAACUGGGCUGAGAUUUUUGUUUUGCAGUCGGGCGCGCUCCUCAUCCGACAAAGCUUUGCUCGCUCUUUCCUGUAAUCCUCGUUCAUCCUCCCGCUCGGCUUCUCUUGAUGUCAGUCCCAUUGUGUCAGCGCAGCAGUGGCUUAAACUGAAAGAGACGCCGAUGAAAGAACCGUCGGCUUCUUCCCAGCCCAUAUCUGCGCAUUUCUUUUGUUCGUUUCAUUUAUUUUUUACUGUACGUCACUGCCUUACGCUGACUUCUGUCUGUUGUGUUUCGACAUGCUGCCUAACGCUCAUGCACCGUGUGCUAAACUUUUGCUGUCGUACGUUCACCUUCACCUGAGGAUGAUAUUUGUCUCCCGAUCAUCUUCCUCCUCUGAAGCUUCCCUACUUGAAUUGCAGCACUUUGCAGUAAAAAAAAAACAAAAACAAAAAACCUUCAGUUAAGUUAAGGCUACUGGCUAUGAAAGCUAAUGAGAGAAAUCCAAAAAAAAAAAAAAAAAACGUACAGUAUAAAUAUGUAGAGCCUAGUGGUGAGUCGCACACUUUAAACAGUCCUCUCCCUGUUUCCCACUUCCCUUAUUAAACAUUUCUCUGUUCCCUUAAUCCCCUCUGUACAGAUCAUCCCGGCUUUACCAGUUGAUGUUUUCCCCUCCGUCGAGCUCCAGUACAACCGCACAAGUCCUUUAUAUCGAUGUGUAUCUUUUGUUAAUUUGACAUAUAAUCAGAAUUGGUCCCACGUGGUGAUUAAAUAAAGAGCACAGCGAUGUUCCCGUGUGUCAGACAUCUUGGGGAAAAAAAACAAAAACAAAAAAAAAAAAACACACCAAUUUU